Molecule: messenger RNA, 2453 nt
Organism: Pelobates cultripes (western spadefoot toad)
Lineage: Eukaryota; Metazoa; Chordata; Amphibia; Anura; Pelobatidae
Source: the annotation of a GenBank genome assembly
AGAGUAAAGUUUGUUGAAUGUGUGGAACGCAUAUGCGUUCCAACAACGAUCCAGCUAACAACCUGCGGACCGGAAAUACAUCAUCAGGACGCGACCGGAAGUGAAAAAACGGCGCGAACCCGGAAACAACGAUUCUCCUGGACAGGUAUAAAUCCAUACUGCUUUAUGGACAUUACUAGCAACUGAGGAAGCCCAUGAUCUGGGCAAAACGCGUUUUGCAAUUUGUUUGGACUCUAUAUGCACUUAUCAUAGUGCUGUGUUAAGUUCUUACUUACUUUUAAAUAUUUGUAUUUUAUUAUUUACUUUUUUAUUAUCUACUAUUAAAAGAAUUUAGUCCCCAAUAUUCUAUUGGAGUGGACAUUUCUUUUAGCACCACUGGAAGAUCAUUUAUAUCCAGAAAGAUAUCCAGAAAGGGAGUGGGAUCCCUUUCAAUCAUCCCACAGGCACUCUUAUUGAGCCAUUACUUAUUGGCUCCUCCUUUGUGAGUACUAAAUCACAUAUUUAUUGUUUGCAUAUACUGUAUUGUACAUUAUUGCACUAGGUGCUUGUAUAUGAUUUUAUCUCCACAGUUACUCCAUUUACCUACAUGAUACCAUCUUUUACCCUGAAUUGCAUCAUUCCACCCAUUUGUAUGUAUAUGAUUCUAUGUUAUUUGUUGUGUGGAUAGAGAGGUUACCACACGGGUGUUUUUAGAGUGAUUUGGCAUAUAUUUGGGUCACACGUUGGAACUCUGUUCUUGUAUUUUUGAGAGAAAGGAAGUCCGUUUGUCCAAGCCGAGGUCUGAGAGAUGAGAAGGUAGAAAUCCGUUUACAAGCCGAGGUCUGAGAGAUGAGAAGGUAGAAAUCCGUUUACAAGCCGAGGUCUGAGAAGUGGAGCCGGUAGCAUUGAGUAGAGCAGCUGAUCUCACUGCCGCACCUGAGUGAAUAAUCCAGCACUUUGAAUCUGGCCCGGUCUUCCUAAGUAUCGUGGAAAGACCGCGUCAGAAAAAAGGGGCGGAGCUAAGCGCAGUGAACCCGGAAGUGGGUUCCGGCGGCAGCAUGAAUGUUAGGUAUACCUGACAAGUUGUGAUACAGGCAGGGCCAGAUUAAGAGCCCAGUGGGCCUGGUGCUGACAAUUAUAAAGGGGCCUAAGUACAGAAUCUUAUCGACCAAAAACACUAACACAGUCAUACCUCUCGAGCGUUAUGUAUCUGGUGGAGAUGUUGCCAGAGCGAAAUUACAUAGGAUGCAGCUAUAAGAAAACCCAGAUUCUCUUAAGAAAUGCUAAUAUCUCUCUAAUUCAUGCUUUCGUCUUUCACGUAAAUCCAUACCCCCUAACAGCAGUGUCCAGUGAAGCAGGAAGUCAAUGGGCAGUGUAAAAGGCUGGGCCACUGACAUGGAUCAUGUAACCAGAACUUCCGAAAGGGACGAACAUGCCCAAAAAGGAGGCAUGUCUGCCAAAAGAAUUGAAAGGCCAGCCUGCCAUAAAUGUAUGUCAGGUUGCCUGCCAAUCAUGCACACUGGCCAUCAGCAACCUGAGCUUGGCAUAAAUGUGUCUAAUGAGGCGCUCAUUCCAUGCUUUCUAAGGACUGUCCCUUAGCACUCACAUGUUCUCUUGUCUCCUUACCUUCUUACUAGCAGGCAGAAGCUCCUGGUAUACAGUCUGAGACAGAGAAAAGGUGUAUGUAGUGUGUGUAGCAGAAAGGGAACAUGCCACAGCAUUAGAGAGACCAAAGUCAGCAUUACCUUAACUUAUUUUAUUUCAGCUAGUCCACACAAUAUAGUUUGCAUAUAUCCCUCUUAAGUUUCCAUACUUAAGCAAGAGUAUGUGAAGAAUAGUUAGGGUUGCCACCUUGGAAAAAAAUACAGGCCUUACUGAUUUGCAUAACUAAUUAUGUAUGCAUGACAUCACAAGAUGUAAAUCAAAAGGAGGGACAUAAGAGAAAAUUCUGUGCUUUCCCAUACUCUUAUGCAUGUAUGCUUAUAUAUGUGAAUGUGCAUUUAUAUUUGUGUAUAUGAGUUCAUGUGCACGUGUUUGUGUGUAUGUAGAUCUAUAUGUGUUCAUGUAUUUAUGUGUAUGCAUAUACAUGUAUGUAUUUGGGAAUUCCACUAGAUCUGGGAAUUUUCUGGACACCACUGUAAUAUGUAACAAUUGCACAAUCCACAUCUCGGUUUACAGAAAACCCACAGACACAGAAAACUCACAGCUCCAGCUUCCACCUUUCCCAUACUAAACAGGGAAUCAUCUUCAGCCAAGCCAUUAGGUACCAUCGCAUAUGCUCUGAUCCUAAUGACCGUAAUUCCCAUCUAAAUGUACUCUCCCAGUCUAUGAGACAGAAAGGCUACAAACCAAAGACUAUUACCACACAAAUCAACUCUGCUGUAAAAACGCCACGCACGCGCCUGCUACAGUACAAAGAGAAAAAAUAUAUCUACACGAGUGACACUUGUGGUCACCUACAACCCAGCUCUUGA